AGGAAGAGACAAUACCCACCAGGGCUUAGGAACAAGGAAAACGUUGGAUGAAAAGCAACUUUGUAAAUGUUGCGGGCCUAAAAGGAUAAAAAAAACAUGGGAGCAACAGAAUGCACACACUCACCAGACCACUGUGAGAGAGAUACAGAGUCUACUGAGGCCUGAAAGCAGAGCAGAAGAAUCCACAGAGUGUUUGAGUUUGGAGAGCAAGCGCUCUUACAGAACAACAGAAUUGAAGGAUACUCUCCUCCAAACUUCAGGAUUGAACUCCAAAUCAACUCUAGCUGUGAGUAGAAAGUGAGUAAGCUUGAAAGACAAAACAGAGAGGAUAGGAGAAAAAAAAAAACCCAGAAAAAAAGAUUAGAAUUCAUAAUCGGGAUAUGAGGGUCUUCAAUAAGAACCUUCGUCUUCAGGACGUCACCAUCGUGUACUUCACCGCCCUGGCUGCUCUGAUGGUCAUCCUGGUGGCUUCCUAUCAGGCUCCCACCAAUGCUGUUGAAGUGUCCAGCCUUCCACUAAACCCAUCCAUCCCUCUCCCAUAUCUCCCCAUGCCUUUUCGUGUGCCCCUUGACCCACAGGGGGAUCUCCAUCUUGCUUGGAACAUCAGCUAUGCGAACAAGGAGGUGUACCUGGAGCUGAGGGUCAAGGAGCUGAAACAUGGCGUCGUCCUGGGGAUGUCUGACCGUGGGGAUCUGACCGAUGCUGACCUGGUGGUGCUGUGGGACUCUGGAAGUAAGAGCUACUUUGGGGAUGCAUGGAGUGACAGUGAAGGCCACGUUUCAUUGGACAGCCAACAAGACUACGAGUUGAUUGAAGCCAAACAGAAACCUGACGGAUUCUACCUGCUGUUCAAGAGACCCUUCAGCACCUGUGAUCCCAGGGAUUAUCUCAUAGAGGAGGGGACUGUGCACAUAUUUUAUGGACUCUUGGACCAACCACUCACCUCCCUGGAGCAUCUUAACCUUUCCCGCAUCCACACAGGAUUACAGAGAGUGCUCAUGCUCCGCCCGGACACGCUGUCACCCACCCUGCCUCCAGGUGUGGAGACCCUUGACGUCGUGGCACCAAAUGUCAUCAUACCAAGUCAAGAGACCACCUACUGGUGCUUCAUACUGGAGCUGCCUGAAAACAUGCCCAAGAACCACAUUGUUAUGUAUGAGUCAGUGGUAACUCCAGGUAACGAGGCCAUCGUGCACCACAUGGAAGUGUUUGAGUGUUCCCCGGAUAUGCGCGAUGUUCCACAGUACAGCGGCUCCUGCGAUGACAAGAUGAAGCCGGGCAAGCUCAACUUCUGCCGCCAUGUGCUGGCUGCAUGGGCUAUGGGUGCUGAGGCUUUUUACUACCCUCCUGAUGCAGGCAUGCCUAUGGGUGGACAAGGCUCUUCAAGAUUCCUUCGUCUGGAGGUCCAUUACCACAACCCUCUUGUUAUAUCUGGCCGUCGAGAUUCAUCAGGAAUAAGGUUAUAUUACACUACAAGUCUGCGGCGGUACGACGCAGGAAUCAUGGAGCUGGGCCUUGUUUAUACUCCUAUCAUGGCUAUCCCACCCAAACAACACGCCUUCUACCUCAAUGGAUAUUGCACCUCCAAGUGUACCAAGACUGCCUUGCCUCCCGGGGGGAUUUAUGUAUUUGCAUCCCAGCUGCACACCCACCUGGCAGGGCGCGGGGUGAGGACAGUUUUGGUGAGGGGAGGUAAAGAGCUGGAGGUGGUGCAGGAGGACCAGCACUUCAGUACACACUACCAGACAAUCAGAGUUCUCAGGAAAAUGGUGAAUGUUUUACCUGGCGACGUCCUCAUAACAAAGUGUACUUAUAACACAGAAGACAGGAGCAAGCCAACAGUGGGAGGUUUUGGCAUUAUGGAGGAAAUGUGUGUUAACUACAUUCACUACUACCCUCGCACCAAGCUGGAGCUGUGCAAGAGCCAUGUUGACCCAGAAUACCUGCAGAAAUACUUUAACUUCAUUAACAGGUUCCACGGAGAUGACCGGUGUGUGUGCGGUGAGGUCGGUGUGACUGAGCAGUAUUCUCAACUACACUGGGACACAUUCGCUGGAGAAGUGCUGGACUCCCUUUACAAUACAGCACCCAUCUCCAUGCACUGCAACGAGUCGACUGCACACCUCUUUCCUGGAGAAUGGGAGAAACAGCCUGUGCCAGCCGUCACCUCCAUUCUUGAAAAACCUUGCUACCCCUGUAAGGGAGGGGCACCUGCCACCGGACGACCCCCUACACCCACACUCUAAGCAGAGGGGGAAAUACGGCCAGCUUCAGCCCUGGGUUAGGACACCUUACCAAGGAAAAGUUAAAUGCGCUCCUAUGACUUGCAGAAUUUAUAGACACCCUCCUCUGAUUGUUUUUCUAACAUGAUAUGAAAUAACAUAUACUCACCUACUGUCUGUGUUGUUGUUAUUAGAACCAUAAAUCGCUGCCAAUCCUAUUCAGAUGACCUGUUAGAAAGCACUGCACAGGGACACUGUUUCUUAUACUAAGAACUGUGUGCUGUCAUGUUACUAAAAAGUGUAAGCGCAAUUAAUGAACAGUCUGGUGCUGGGACCAAAGUGUGAGAUCUGUUAGACAAUUACUUCUGCUGCACUCCCACUUCUCAUUUGUAUGUUUGGCCUUUUUUUAUGCAAGUGUUUAUAAUAAUGUCUUCAUCUCAUCCUUAAGACAUGAAACACACUGUUUUUAUGAAGUUUUAGUGUAUAAUGACACGUAUCAAAAUACUUCUCCAUAGUUAAAUCUUCACUUUUUUUUGU
Messenger RNA from Labrus bergylta (ballan wrasse), 2759 nucleotides. RefSeq names its product dopamine beta-hydroxylase (dopamine beta-monooxygenase) (gene dbh). Gene Ontology annotation, cellular component: secretory granule membrane. Lineage: Eukaryota; Metazoa; Chordata; Actinopteri; Labriformes; Labridae. Gene Ontology annotation, biological process: octopamine biosynthetic process; norepinephrine biosynthetic process; dopamine catabolic process. Gene Ontology annotation, molecular function: copper ion binding; dopamine beta-monooxygenase activity. The record is from RefSeq and is a predicted model, not a curated record.